GCGGGCCAUCCGGCGGAUCGGGAGCACAGGGGAGGGGAGCUGGAGGAGCUCGGUACGCGCAGGGCGGCCGGAGCAGCAUGGCGGAAGACGAGAGCGAUCAGGAGUCAGAGAGGCUCGGCGAGGAACUCGAGGCCAUUGCCGGGCCGCGGCUUCCCACCGGCUUGUCCCCGGCCUUGAGCAGCCAGUAUUAUUGCUACCGCUUCUGCCAGGUUGUGGAAGACUAUGCUGGAAGAUGGCAGGUUCCUCUGCCACAGCUUCAAGUGCUUCAGACAGCGCUCUGUUGUUUCACAUCUGCUUGUGUAUCAUUCCCAACUGAUUGUGAGCACGUGCAGUAUGUGCUGAGUAGUUUAGCCUUGAGUUUUUUUGAAUUGCUGCUGUUCUUUGGAAAGGAUGAAUUCUAUGAAGAUCCUUUAAAAGAUAUGCUGGGCUCAAUCCAGGAAUGUCAGAACCUCUUGAGCAGAUACGGAAGCGUUAACUUGGAGUUGGUGACUCGAAUUAUCAGAGAUGGAGGGCCUUGGGAAGAUCCUGUAUUACAAGCUGUCCUUAAAGCAAAGCCAGUUUCUCAGGAGUUGGUUAACAAAUAUUUAAGCUCUGAAAACCCACUGUUCUUUGAAUUGCGUGCCAGAUACCUUAUUGCCUGUGAACGCAUCCCAGAGGCAAUGGCUCUCAUCAAAUCUUGCAUGAAUCAUCCAGAUAUUAGUAAAGACCUUUACUUCCAUCAAGCAUUUUUCAUGUGUCUUUAUAUGUCACCACUGGAAGACCAGCUUUUUCAGGAGCACUUGCUGAGGACUGAUUGCAAGAAUGGCACUGAAAUCAUCUGCAACAUUGCAAAGGAAGGGAAGACUGCCUUAGCCUUGUACCUUUGUGAAUCAUUCCUUAUUCCACAGCUCAAAAAGGGAGAGAUGUAUUGCAUAUGGGAGCUGAUCUUUAUUUGGAGUAAACUGCAGCUUAAAUCUAAUCCAUCAAAACAAGUAUUUGUAGAGCAAUGCUACCACCUCCUAAGGAUAGCUACAAACAUAAGAGUUAUAUUCCCUUUCAUGAAAGUUAUUAGGGAUGAAGUUGGCAAAGAAGGCCUGCAGAUUUGUGUUGAGAUAUGUGGAAGUGCUCUCCAGUUGGAUCUCCGUGAUGAUCCAAAAAUGAAGUGUCUGAUAUAUAAAACCAUUGCUCACUUUUUGCCAAAUGACUUGGAGAUUGUCAGAAUAUGUGCUCUUUCUGUCUUUUUCCUUGAGCGCACCUUGGAAUCAUAUAGCACAGUUGAACAUCUGUAUAAAUGUGCGGAUGAAGAGUACAACGAUCAAACCAGUUCUGUUCAGAAUCGUGUGCGAUUUGAGCUGCUUCCAAUUUUGAAAAAGGGGUUGUUCUUUGAUCCCGAGUUCUGGAAUUUCUUGAUGAUAAAGCAGAACUGUUUAGCACUGCUAAAGGAGAAAGCAUCAGUUGAUUUGAAUAAAACUACGCCAGGGCAUUCUUCCACACAUGUUUCAAAGACACGUCGAGGAUUGCGUGGUGAUCAAGCCUGUAUAGCGGAUGUAAACAAUACAGAACUACAGCAUGAUAGCCCUUCUGGAGCACAUGAUAAUUCCAAGAAAAACCACAUAACUCUCAGUUCAUCUAAAGUCGAUCACAAUGUACCAAGGCACCGUUGUGUAUUAUGUAACAGGGAAUUUCUUGGUGGUCACAUUGUGAGGCAUGCACAAGCUCAUCAGAAAAAAGGCAGUUUUUCCUGUGUAAUGUGUCGCAGGAAAUUCAGGCAAAAAGGAAUAAUGCUCAAGCACUUAAAGAAUCACAUCAAGAAAAUGACAAGGCGUCACCUUGCUGUUACUUGUCAUGAUCAGGAGACCCCUAAUGUAAAUGAAAUAAACUGUGCCGAUACAGGUGUCACAACUGAAAAUGGGAAGUCGGAAAGCUGCAAAGACAGCAAAGUAGAGGUUGUCAUCAUACCGGAUACAAAUCAGGAGAUGCAGAAUUCUGAACUCCUAUUUGAUAUAACUGAAAAUCAUGAUAGUUGCCAGGGUACCAUUAUUGAAAAUGGUAGUUGUGAUAGCUGUUCAAAUAAUACUCCUGAACCAGAAACCAUGGGAGGAUUUCCAGAAAGUGAUAGCAACCUAAAUAAAGAGUUGCCUGUACUUCAUAAAGUAAAUGGGGUGUUGUGCCCUCAGAAUGACUUUGACAUUAUGGACCAAGCAGGUAACUUCAAGUGCCCUGCUAAUGGCUGUAUUAGAGUCUUUAAAAAGAUAAGAUUUCUGAAUAAACAUGCCCGGAAAGCUCACCCCUCUGAUUUGAAGGUGCAAGAACACAUAAUGAAGUCUAAUAAAGGAAAAUGUCGCUUCUGUCAGAGAAAGUUUUUUGAUUCUCAACAUUUUAUUGAUCAUCUAAAGCAGCAUGUUUAUCCAAAUGUUUAUUUUUGUUUACACUUUAACUGCAAUCAGAGAUUUAAGCUAUCCACAGAACUUGCGGAGCAUAUAAAAAGCCACAGUGAGUUUAAAGCUCAGUGUAACUUUGCACAGUGCGGUAAACUUUUUGAAGAUCUUUUGUUGCUGUAUGAGCAUGAAGCUCAGCAUUAUUCCAACAAAACUGGUCCUUUGGAAGAAGCUGAUGAAAACAUUUUUUCAGAUACUACUUUGGAAUCCCAGUGUAGCAUCCAGGAAAAAGAAAGUAGUAAUAGUAAAAAGGAGACUGUAAUAGACUUGCCAGUUCCAACAUGGAAAGCGAGGAAAGAUUCUACAGAACCAAAGACUUACAUUCAGAGUGAGAAGAAAAUUAAUAGUGUAAUUCCGAAUGGGAAUGAAAAUGCAUGUGAAGGUACUGCUACAGUGGUGAACUUGAUAGACCAAAAGAUACCUGCGGUAGAGCCAAAUUCAGAGAACUGUAAUGUUACUGACCAACUAGUCAAUGGGUAUGGUGAACUGGAACAGACUUCUUCAGCAUCCCUAGAUACUGAUUCAGAAAGUGUGAUUGACAAAACAAGGACAGAAAAUGGAUCCGUUCUGCCUGUUUUACAGAACUCUCCUGAUACACCACCAAACAGUGUUGCUCAGUUGCCUUCCAAACCAAAUCUGAUAACAGAAAAUACUUCAUAUGGCUUAAUUUUAACAAAGCCUUUUGUUAGACCAUUGCCACCAAGUUACCUGGAUGAGCGAUACAUUAGCAUGCCAAAACGUAGAAAAACUUUGACUGAGAAAGUAGAUACCCAUUCAGAACAAGAUAAAACUAGUAGCAAAUCGGAAAGGUUAAGAUGCAGCAAAUGCCUGACCACCUACUGUAACUCUGAAGCACUUGAGCUUCACCUUGCACAAAAGAAAUGUCGGACACUCUUUGGAUUCGAUUCAGAUGAUGAAAGUGCCUGAUCAAAUGUUGUGAGAAGAUUUCUCAGUGAAGAGUGAUGUGGUGGAGCACUACAAUAUUCUGCAUCAGUUGUCUUUCCCUUGUUGGCCUUAAUUAUAAGAAGUCUGAAGUUACUAAAGAAAAUCAUGAUCUUGCUCGCUUGGGUCAGAUCUAAGUGACUGUAGGAACUGCAGAAUUUGAGUCCAGAAAAACUGUGUUAAAGCCCCCAAAGUACCAGUAAUCUAGAAGCCACAAGGUCCUACAUGAAGUUCCAGUGUAAGUAAGUUCAAAGUGCAGUAACAUACUGAGUGGGAACUAGGGAGAAACACAAGUGGUACAUGCCUCUUUCAGAUGUGCACAGUCAAAGGAAGCCUGUCUAUAUUAUAACAACUAUUUUGAGUCAUUCUAUUAAAUGUCCGUAUGCAUAAAACCCAGUCAAUUAAAAGUUCAUCUGUUUGUA
Molecule: messenger RNA, 3781 nt
Organism: Podarcis raffonei (Aeolian wall lizard)
Lineage: Eukaryota; Metazoa; Chordata; Lepidosauria; Squamata; Lacertidae
Gene: ZNF654
Product: zinc finger protein 654
Exons: 9
Coding region: 78-3344 (1088 amino acids)
Biological process (GO): regulation of transcription by RNA polymerase II
Cellular component (GO): nucleus
Molecular function (GO): DNA binding; DNA-binding transcription factor activity, RNA polymerase II-specific
Source: RefSeq, a predicted model, not a curated record